Messenger RNA from Arctia plantaginis, 345 nucleotides. The record is from the annotation of a GenBank genome assembly. NCBI's taxonomy places the organism in Eukaryota, Metazoa, Arthropoda, Insecta, Lepidoptera, Erebidae.
AUGAUUCGUCAACUUGGUAAACCAACCAUAUUUCUCACUAUAAGUGCAAACGAAAUGCGAUGGAUGAAAUUGCUUACUAUACUUCUCAGACUAAGUAAUAAAUAUCCUGGAAAAUCAGCAGGAGAACUCAACACUUCCGAGCGCUAUACUUUAGUUAGCGACGAUCCUGUGACGUGCUGCAUUUACUUCUACAAGCUCGUCGGUUCCUUGAUGAAAAUGCUGGAAUCCAAACAGUCAUAUAAUCCAUUCAGAGAGUAUUUUGUUAGAGAUUACUUUAUUCGUAUUGAGUUCCAGCAUCGAGGAAGACGCACACAUUUUAUUGUGGUUAAACAACGACCCACAUGA